AUCUCAUGUAUGUGUGAGAUAGAGAUAGAGACGUUUUCCUAAUUCGAUCUGUCAUACCAUCACUUUGCUGUGGGCUGCGUGCAAAGCAGAUGUUCUAGAGUCCGUUAUGCUCAUUUCCUGGGCGGAGAGCUUUGUGCUGUAUUACUGAAGUAACAGGAACAAGAAAAAAAGGAAGAGAGAAGAUAUGAGAGCGAGAGGAAUAGCUGUUAGUUAAUAGGUUCUUUCACAAGUCAGUUUGACACCAACUAAUUAUUUGCACUGGCAAAAAGAGUCUGAAACAAGAAGGUUCCCUGAGCUUGAAGGAGCGUGAGAGAACACAUGAGAGAAAGAGCGAUACAGAGAGCAGAAGAGGAGGUGUGAAGAGAGUCCUCAUCAGAGCUUGAAGCAUAAAAGUAGACGGGUAGAAAAGGAGGAAAAGAGGGAGAGGGAGUGGGAGUGCAACCCGAUCCCAGGACUUACACACCACCGGCAGUGAGAACACUCGCCUCAUAACUUCAACUACUGCUGUUGCUACUGACGCUCUGUGUUCAUCCAACACUCAUUGUUUUUGGCUGUUUUUCACUUUCGUUUCAAAUUUUAUUGACUUUUCUCCAAAGGCGAUUUGUUUGACUGUUCCAUCACUGAGCAGAGAAACUACAAGUGGACGACAUUUUCAUCAGCGGGACUUGAAUUUAUAAUCAAGGCUGUAUCAAAUCCACUGGGGGAAUCUAUCUAGCAAGCAAAGGGUCAGAAGAUCAGGAGCUUCACAGUAGGACCAAAAAACCCUGACAGAUAUUUGAGAGGCUUUCUAACAACAACCUGUGAGAAAAAUAAAACAGAACCAAGUAAGAGGCAGUAACUUGCACACAGUGCUUGUCAUUGUGUCCAUGAAGCAGGCUUUCUCCUAAAAGAAAGAAGUCUCCAGGACGGGGAGAGAAAGACGGGGAUAUCAGCCAGUCUUGUGGUCUUGAACAAGUGCUCCUGUGUGUGUUUGCCAGGAGAGAAGCAACAUUGAAACCUGCAACUGAAAACUAGCUCGUGUUUGGAGCAAAUGCUUAUGUAUUUGGUGUUUAUUUGUGUUUGAGUGUGGCCCUGACAUCACAUGUGCUCAGACCCUGGGGAGCGCUGCCUUGCGUCCACCCUCUGAGCAAGUGUGUGGGAGAGACAGCGAGAAACAAGAGUGAGACAGUUUGGCAGGAGCUGAAGUGCGAGGCGAGGGCUAGUCACACACAAACUCUCCACCUUUGCAUGUGUACUGUCUGGGUUUAGGAUACAAAUAGACUCUGUGUAUCCUGGGAAUUCCCUCCACUAAUACACCCCAGCAUUUAUUGACUCUAAUAUUCCAGGUGCUUUCCAUAAACUGCAUCAUCCUCAUCAGUAACAUCAAUCAGCUGGUGAGCGUUUCAUCUCUGUCACACCUGACGUCGACCUUACCUGAGUCAAGUACCUAAGUUUCAGUACUACAGUACAUCACCAUCACCAUCACCAUGAGGCAACUUUGUCUGGCACUCGCCGUUGUUUGCUUGGCAUCUGUAGCUGCUGCCAUGUCCACAUGCAAGACUUUGGACCUCGAGGUUGCAAAGAGGAAGCGAAUCGAGGCCAUUCGUGGACAAAUCCUCAGUAAGCUGCGCAUGGCCAAGGAGCCUGAGCCUGAAAAGGAUGCCCAAGAAGACAACAUUCCAGACAGCAUCAUCUCACUCUACAACAGCACUGUGGAAACCACCACGGACCAACAGAGUGAGCUAGUUCCUGCCUCCCAACAACAGGAAGAAGAGGAAUACUUUGGCAAAGAGAUGCACAAAUUCGACAUGACUCAUUGGACCAAUAAUUUUACAGAUAAAAAGCAGAUGUAUUUUGAUGUGGGUGAAAUGAAGCAGAACAUCAAGAACUACGAACUCCUGACACAAGCCAAGCUCAGGCUGCGUUUGAAAGACAUGUCGAUAAAACGUGGCUUGUCGCAGAGACUGGAGAUCUACAAGGGUCUGGGCAGUUCUGCUAAAUACCUGGGUUUCCAUGACAUCUCCAACGAUUUGCAAAACAAAUGGAUUUCCAUUGACAUAACAGCUACGCUCAAAGAAUGGCUCCAGUCUCCUGAAAACGAGCAAGGAUUUGAGCUGAGGCUAUACUGUGGAUGUGGGAAGACUGUUGAGGCUUUCAACUUUGGCAUCUCAGGUAUGACUGAGAACAGAGGAGACAAACACACUCUUGCCAACUUAAUGGCCAAACCGUACAUUCUGGCCAUGUCUGUUCCUUCUGAUGGUCAUAGCAGCUCAUCACGCAAAAAACGAUCUCCAACACCAGAACCAACAUGUGACGAAAAAACAGAGACGUGCUGCAUGAGGAAACUCUACAUCGAUUUCCGGAAGGAUCUCGGCUGGAAGUGGAUCCACAAGCCUAAAGGAUACUUUGCCAAUUACUGCAUGGGCUCAUGUGCAUACAUCUGGAAUGCUGAGAACAAAUACUCACAGAUUUUAGCCCUUUACAAGCAUCAUAACCCUGGUGCGUCGGCUCAACCGUGCUGCGUACCUCAAGUCCUGGAACCUCUUCCUAUCAUGUAUUAUGUGGGCAGACAAUACAAGGUGGAGCAGCUGUCCAACAUGGUAGUGAAGAACUGCAAGUGCAGUUAAUGGCUUUGACGUUCCUUCAACUCGAGUUCUCUCCUACACACGCACACACACACACACACACACACACACACACACACAUAUACAAUGAUGGGGACUGAACGUCUCUGAGGAAGAGCAUGGAAAGACAGCAGAAAGGACCAUAAGAGGAGAAGCAGACCAAGUUAUGAAAUAGAGUAAAGAAGACUCCUGAAUUCUAGUCCUCAAAGACAACCUAGUAGACAUACAACAACAACAACAACCAAAAUAUAUACUUCAUUUCAUUUUAGAAUUUACUUCACUACUGUAUUGCUAUUAAUUUAUUGUAACUUAGGACAAGUUGCAUUUUACCGUGUCCCAUAAAACUACAUACUGUAACAGAGGUACACUGCUAAUUUAUUUCCAUAUGGUGCUGUGGAAAAAUAAAGGGAUGAGCAACAUCCGUCUGAGGACAAUCCAUCCAGUGUUCUGGAGAAAAGAGAUAAAUAAAUGAAUGUGCUUACCAGCAAAUACCCAGAUGUUUGCACUAAUUCGUGGACACUGAAUCCCUCGAGGACAGCAACAAUGGACCACAAGGACUGUUGACCUCGGGUUUUUUCAAAAUAUGGACAGAACCUCCAGUCAUUAUUCUGGACAGCUACAUGUGUUAGCCCCUUACUAAUAAAGGGGGCUUUACGUUGACUCCUUGACUGAAGGUUUCAUUGUGCUGUAUAUUUUUAAUUUGUACCUAAGUCAAACUCAAAGUGCAAAGCUUUGAUAUUCUACACAUCUAGUGAGCAGUUCGUGAGACAUACAGAGGCUAGGGGUUUGAACGACUACUAAUUUUUACUAGUUGACUAGUAAUCGACUAGUCGUCUUUUCCAGGUAAAGUGUUUCAGGACGUUGCUAUUUCAAGGGAUUUCUUUUGUGUGUCACAAACUUCAAACUACAUUUUAAUUAACAGUCAGUUCCUCCAGGAUUUCAUGAGUUUCUGAUUGUAGAAAUUAACACAAAACUCUGUCAAGCAAACUCUGAGAUAUCCGGAAGAGCUUGCACUUUUUAGUGAGUCAAAGCCACCUUCAAUUCACGUGCGUCAAACGUAUCAUAAGAAGUGAUAAUGUACUGUAUGUUUCUUCACUGGUUGGAGUGUAAAAGAACAAUCUGCAGUAAAAUUAACCAUUUUUGUCAAAAUCAAUCACCAAAAAAAAAAUUCUGGAGGAACUGAUUGGUGCAACAUUUGCACAAUAAUAAACCGGUGUAUCGUAUGGCACUUAUGUAUUUACGUAACGAUGUACGUUGUUAAAAUGCACUCGUGUGGAUGAAAUGGCGGCUCAGCUGAAUUCUGGAAAAUAAGGAAGCAGAGGAAGCUCCUUAUCACUUAGUAACGGACAAAGGAUUCAAAAUCUACAGAAAAAUCAGGAAGGUUUUUCAUCUAGGAAUCUUCAUCUACUUUUUUUUUAACUAUAAAACUCUCUGAACGUUUCACUCAAACAUCUCCAUGAUGAAUAAAAUAAAACAGACUCCAUUAAAAUGUCCAGCUGAGUCUUGUGAAACUGACGUCAGGAUUUUCUUUAUGUACUAAAUAUUUUCACACUAAUAAAAUCCUGCUUUCUGUAGUCAACUGGUCUGUAAAUCUUCUCAUGGAUGUUUUUUUAACAUUUUCCUCAAAUCAUCCAACCCUCGUUUUUUUUUUUUGUUGGAGUAGAGCAAAGGCCUGUUCGUGGUCCUUCACCUGUGUUUAAUGUGCACAUCUCUGUUCUUUGUCCAGAGGAGAGAGUGAGUCUCUUUUCUCUGAGUUUGGCCUUGAUGCGUUGACGUGUACAGUAAACACAGUGAAGGUAUUUAUAGCGUCAGUCUGCUUACUUUCACGCUCCCGAAUGAAACAGGUUCGCUCGUUGUGUUGGUUUAAGAGCGCACUGAUACAAACACAAACACCUGGACUUCCUCCAAAGACCAAUAUUUUGGGAUGGAAAGAUGUUCUGACCUCGUGUAGAGGUGAAAUAUAAUAUUAAUAUUUUGUAGGAUGUUUUAGAGUUUUAUUUUGUUUUUAUUAUUAUUAUUAUUAUUAUUAUUAUUAUUAUUAUUAUUAUUAUUAUUAUUGUAUUGUGUGAAACAAAUAUUUUUUUUUUGUAUAUUUCAGUUCUAUCUUGUUGUAACUCCUUCUGUUCACGGCUAUCAUACUGGUUUAUAUUUGCACCCAGAUUAUUUCAUUAUUUUCACACAUGCUGUUGAAAUAAACCAAAGAUUUUGCAGAGGGAUGCAACCAGAACAUGUUACAGACUAAA
Messenger RNA from Tachysurus vachellii, 4846 nucleotides. It is a transcript of the gene tgfb1a, whose product is annotated as transforming growth factor, beta 1a. Gene Ontology annotation, molecular function: growth factor activity; cytokine activity; type II transforming growth factor beta receptor binding. Gene Ontology annotation, biological process: BMP signaling pathway; transforming growth factor beta receptor signaling pathway; regulation of cell population proliferation. The coding region runs from base 1467 to 2606 and encodes 379 amino acids. Gene Ontology annotation, cellular component: extracellular region. The record is from RefSeq and is a predicted model, not a curated record. The transcript is spliced from 9 exons. NCBI's taxonomy places the organism in Eukaryota, Metazoa, Chordata, Actinopteri, Siluriformes, Bagridae.